AUGUCCUUCGUCGACGACCUCACCGACUUCAACUCGACCACCAGCCACUCCGACAUCAUUGACAUUACGAAAACUUCAGCCGAACGUCUAUGCCGCACAGCCUUUACCUACGGGCUCAAGCCACACCCAGACAAGACCAAGGUCAUUAUCUCCUUCAACGGGACGGGCUCCAACGUCGUACGCAGCAGGCUUGCACAGCAGAACAUGACGUCAAUCCAGCUGAGCAUCAUGUCGAUCUCGGUCCAGAUCACAGACCAGCACCGACUCUUAGGCACUAUCCUAACCAACGGCAGCAUGGGACCCGAGGUACAGAAUCGCAUGCGACGAACCGAAGCUUCGGCACGAGCUCUUGAGAGGCAAAUCCUAAGACGUCGACACCUACUCCGCAAAACGAAGAUCAAGUACGUGCACGCCCUCUCGACCGCCUCGUUGACCUUCAACCAUCACGUCUGGCCAGCACUGACCCAGACCGACCACCAGCGCAUCUCCAACGCCUACUCGAAGCCCUACCGCACGGACUUCGACUUCCUGCGCACAUACCUGGACGACCAGCGCUGGCCCGCGACAAGCAAGCUCGACCCAGACGUGUUUUCAUGGGCUCGCACCACGCCGAAGCACUUCACCAACUCCGUCAACCUGGCCAUCACAAACUACAUCCGCGCCUCUAAAGACCGCGCCCACGCCGACAAGCUUACGAAG
This is a messenger RNA of Prorocentrum cordatum, 699 nucleotides long. Lineage: Eukaryota; Dinophyceae; Prorocentrales; Prorocentraceae. The record is from the annotation of a GenBank genome assembly.